AGUAUCAAACGUACGCGUACCAAAGGGACCCGCGGCGGCAAAACCAAAAGUAGCAAAUGAGUGCGUUCGAGACACCGCUUUUCAUCAUGUGCUCCUCUUGAAGCGUAUACUUCGUUUGCAUCAGAUUCAGUGAAAGAGAUAUAGAACCACGACAAAGGCAAAGCUGAUCAAGAAAAAUGACGACUGAAGUGCCACUGCCACGACUUGCCGCGUCCGCACUGGAAAAGGGCACUCCGAACAAGAGGGCGGAAGCUGCCCCCGCCGGACCCGCUGCUGACAAGGAGAAGGAUGUACGAAAAAAAAUGACGUUUUUUUGUGAGCAGGUUAUUCUGAUAUUUUUGUGCUAGCACCGAGGUGACACCUUGCACAGCACAACUGUGACAAAAACAAAUUCGCAGAUAACAUUAACAAGAGAGAUGAAAUUACUACAGGUUAUUGCCCUCGAGCAGUCUUCCAGAACUAACGACACCCGGGCCGGAGAAGCAGGAGCACCGGCUGCAGUCCAGCACAAGGCGGUCGUCGUGGAAGAUGCAGCGACAACGACCAAGACCCCAACGACGGCAGAGCGGGACGUUGACCAAGAUGACAAACUUGCUUCCCCGCAGCCAGGAAGUAACACCAGUGCCAAGCUGCGGAGUCCCGAUGGGUGGAGCAGUCUGAAGCAAACGGCAGCUACGUCGUCCAACACAGCAGCGUCCGCGGCAAUAACAAGCGAUCCAGCACCAAAAAGAGCGGUGGAACAAACCACCAAAACAACCGCUGCGGCGAGCAAAGGGACCAGAGUCGACGACGGCGAGAGCACCAAAGAGAUGAUGGACCACGUCGCAGCGAAAAAACCAUCCUCAACAAAUACCGCGCCGUCUGCCUCUUCUGGUUGUACUACUUCUAUCACGAAUGCGGAUCAUGCGGCGAAGAAGAACACGGUCUCCACCUCCAGUACAACCUCCCCGGCAAAGGUGACGUUCCACCAGGACGGGAGCCCGCUGACCAGCACCACGGCUACGACCAGCAGCGCCAAUUCGGUGCAGGACCAGCAGGGAAUCGAACUAGUCGUCGAAGAUGAAGAUAAGGAGGUCACCGACACCGCCGGUUGGAAGAAGAAUAUGGCCACUUGUUCGGGAAAGGAUGAAUCCAAAGUUGCAGCACGGACAACAACUGGUGCAGUCGGACCGACGAAGGCUUCAACUACAUCUACAGUGAACAAGACUACUACAGCUGCGGGUACUAGUACGAAACCAAGCGCAAAAAGCAGUCCGAAAGAACUCAUCUCUACUUCUACGUCCACAACUAAGACAACCGCUUCAACCGCGCCGGGUCCAGCGCUGCUCUCAUCAAAAUCACCGUCGAGGGCCCAAACGACCAACACUACACCGAUAACCACCACGACGAAGGAAGCGCCGGCACCCACGACGCGCAAGGAGUUCAUGGGCCCGUUCAUCUCCAUGAGAGCGUACAAGCGGGGCGUUUUGCAUGAAGACGCCAGCACGACGGACGCAGAAAGUGAGCCAGAAAAGGAAAGCCCGGUAAUAUUCAAGAACAGGAGUAAACAAGAUGCCCAAUGGCAAUGUUGAGACGUUUGUUUUAUUGUUUGCACCAUGUCUACUAGUACUGUAUGCUAGUGCUACCUACUUUUUACUCUAGUUGUGUGGUGCACAUAUUAUGAUUGAUGAAUUUCAUAGAGACUCGACAUCUACAUCAACUUCUUUCUCAUUUUCAUUUAUCAGGUCGACAGCGAGCAUUCCGAUGACAGUGACGACGAUUCGGAUGACGAAGAAGAGGAAGAAGUGCAUUGGGGCUGGACCGUCGCUAAGUACUUUAUUUGGGAAUUUUUUGGAGCUGCUUGCAGCCGCACUUGCUGUAAAUCCAAAUGCAACUCCAAUUCGUGCAAUUCCAUUUUCCACACCGCAUGGGCUUUUCUUCCGCAGCUUGUUGUACUUACUUGUUUCACGCGACGGGUUGCGAAAAUGGCUAUGGUAUCAACGGUGUUCAAUCUAUCAAAAAACGAACAACAAAAACUUUGACUUUUCAGGUACUGCGGUAUGGGGUUGAUCACGUUGGCGAUCUUGUUCGACGAGAUGGAGUGA
Messenger RNA from Amoebophrya sp. A120, 2084 nucleotides. Lineage: Eukaryota; Dinophyceae; Syndiniales; Amoebophryaceae. The record is from the annotation of a GenBank genome assembly.